ACACAGGGUUGCGUUGGUCACCCGGAAGGCCGGACGGAAUCCUCAUCCUGCAGUUGGGCACCCCCGAUUCCUCCCAUCUUCCUCUUCCUCGCUCGCACAGCCCAAAACCCAACUCCCGAUCUCCCAGCUCCCCACCCAGAUCUCGAAACCCUCGCCGUCGCCGCGGCCAUGGCGAAGCAGUUCCCCGUGCCGCCGGUGGUCUUCAACAACUCCUCCUCCCCCACGCACCGCCGCCACCCCAUCCCCGGGACGGGCGCCUCCCCACCGCCCGCCUUCGCGCCGCCCCGCCCCUCCACCUCCUCCGCCGCCAACCCGCUCCCCUUCAUGUCCUUCGACAUCGGCCCCGCCCCCUCCAACUCUACCCCGCCCCUCUUCGCCGGCGCGCCCAUCGGCGGCUCCGGCGCCUCCUUCGAGGACGAGCCGCCGCUCCUCGAGGAGCUCGGCAUCAACACGCGCCAGAUCUGGCGGAAGACGCUCUCCAUCCUCCACCCGCUCCGCUCCGCCGACACCUCCCUCCACGCCGACGCCGACCUCUCCGGCCCCUUCCUCUUCCUCCUCUCCUUCGGCCUCUUCCAGCUCCUCGCCGGCAAGUUCCACUUCGGGAUCGUCCUCGGCUGGGUCACCGUCGCCUCGCUCUUCCUCUACUUCGUCUUCUCCAUGCUCUCCGGCGGCCGCCGCGGCGACCUCGACCUCUACAGGUGCGUCAGCCUCGUCGGCUACUGCAUGCUCCCCAUGGUCAUCUUCUCCGCGGUCUCACUCUUCCUGCCGCGGGGCGGCGGCCUCAUCUUCGGGGUCGGCAUGGGCUUCGUGCUCUGGUCAACCAGGGUCUGCACCAGGCUGCUAGCGGAGCUCGCAUCCAGCGGCGACGAGCACAGGGGGCUCAUUGCCUACGCCUGCUGGCUCGUCUACAUGCUCUUCUCGCUGCUCGUCAUCUUUUGAUGCUGUCCAUAUGUUAUGAAAGAUCAGGCUCAAAAUUCUUUUGCCCCAUGGAGUGUAGAACUGCAUUUGAUCAGCCACUGGAGGGGUUUUGCUAUGCUGUUACAGAACUAUUGAUGAUCUAGUGUUAUUGGGAAAAUGUUCUGUAACGAUCUUUUCUUUUUCAUCCUUAGUUCAUGUGGCAUGGUAGGCGGCUGGUAUAGAUCUUGGUAAAGAAACGGAAGGCAAGAUCCGGACAGUACAAAUAUUAUAAGUAGAUAGGUUUUGUUGAAGUGUUGAUGGGAUCUAGCAAUUUUCGAAAGAGUACACUUGUCAUCUGUUUGAACUCA
Molecule: messenger RNA, 1265 nt
Organism: Lolium perenne
Lineage: Eukaryota; Viridiplantae; Streptophyta; Magnoliopsida; Poales; Poaceae
Biological process (GO): vesicle fusion with Golgi apparatus; endoplasmic reticulum to Golgi vesicle-mediated transport
Cellular component (GO): trans-Golgi network; membrane
Source: RefSeq, a predicted model, not a curated record